Molecule: messenger RNA, 3285 nt
Organism: Salvia hispanica
Lineage: Eukaryota; Viridiplantae; Streptophyta; Magnoliopsida; Lamiales; Lamiaceae
Product: putative disease resistance protein RGA4
Molecular function (GO): ADP binding
Source: RefSeq, a predicted model, not a curated record
AUGGAUGGUGGUGUGUCUACCGCAGCCAAAGAAGAGUACUUUCUAGUUCGAGGCCUCGAUGAAGAUGCCCGACAGCUGCAGAGGACUUUGGGGAUGAUUCAAGCCUACUUGAGCGACGCUGAGAACAAGUCCAUCACCCAACAUGCUGUCAAGAUCUGGUUGGGGGAGCUUGAAGCUGUGGCUUUCGAUGCGGAUAAUGUCUUGGACGAACUCAGCUAUCAUUUUCUCCACAAAAAAGUCAAGAAAAUGAUGGCACCCAAAGCGAAGGAUAAGGUAAUAUCGUCCUUCUCAUCCUUUAAUCGUGUUUCACGUAGGCAUAAUAUGGCUCAUACAAUCAAACAAAUCAAUACCACUUUUGAGGCUAUGAAUAAAAGGGCAUCAGAUCUUGGCCUUCAAAGCAUGGUUGUGAAUGCUCCUGUUCUUGCUGCUCAUACUUCGUUGGAGACUGAUUCGUUCAGUCUUGAUCCAAUCUUUAUUGGAAGAGAUGAUGAUGUGCCUAAACUAGUUGACUUGCUCACCCAAACCCGCCCAAAGGAACGGAUCUUCUCAAUCCUUGCUCUUGUGGGAAUGGGGGGUUUGGGGAAGACUACGUUGACUAGGAAAGUAUUUAAUCAUGAAAGAGUAAAGGCUCGAUUCGGAUCACAUAUUUGGGUUCAUGUUUCUCAAACUUUUGAUCCCAUCCUUCUUUUAAGAAAAAUCCUUUUGACAUUGACACCAGAUAUUGGUGAUGGGAUUCAGAGUAGGGAAGUUAUCUUGAAAAAGCUUCAAGAAGCUCUCGUGGCGAAAACCUUUCUUCUUGUUCUUGAUGAUAUCUGGAAUGAAGAUAUUCCUAAGUGGGAAGACUUUAUAAAUUCCAUUUCAGGAGUCACUUCUACUAAGGAAAAUGGCAUUAUCAUCACCACAAGGAAAGAAAAGGUUGCUUCGAUUGUUAUCCCGCUUGAAAUUCAUCAUUUAAAUGGAUUAUCAGAUGAUGAUUGCUGGUACAUAAUCAAAGCAAAAAAUUUUGAUGGAAAUGGAGAAGUUCCAUCGGGAUUUGAGAUGAUUGGAAGAAAGAUUGCAAAAGCAUGUCAGGGUUUGCCCUUAGAUGCCAAUGUAGUCGGGGGUGUGCUCCGUUAUAAGUCCGUAGAAGAGUGGCAUUUCAUGAGUGAAAAUUGGCUUUCAGAUGAAGAAGGAGGUCAAAAUAUAAAAAAUAUACUAAAAUUGAGCUUUGAUGAUCUGUCGCCACCAUCACUCAAGAAAUGCUUUGCGUAUUGUUCGGUUUUCCCCAAAGGUCAAGAAAUCGUGAAGCAGGAGCUGAUUGAACUAUGGAUGGCAGAGGGGUUUCUUCAACCAAGCCGAAGAUAUGACAUGGAGUCUGUAGGCAACAUGUUAUUUAAUGUGCUUCUACACAACUCUUUGUUGCAAGUUGCACAAAGAGAUAAAGAUGGAAAUGUUAGAAAAUGUGUGAUGCACGAUCUUGUGCAUGAUCUUGCAUCUUCUGUUUUAUCUAAUAAUGCACAUGUUAUCACACCAGUUCGAUACAUGUUUCUCGAAGAAAGAUCAAGUACUAUUCCCAAAGAAGUAGCCACGCAUUUGCGUACAUUUUUCUCAAGAGGUGUACGUUAUGGUAACAUGUUCCCAGACUUCAAAUGUUUGCGUAAUCUAACUCUUUAUGGUGGUGAUUAUACCGAGUUGCCCAAAUCACUAAGGAAGUUGAUACAUUUGAGAAAUCUUGAUAUUUCAUGUACAAUAAUUAGAAACUUGCCGGAGUGGAUCAAUACACUCCAUCACUUGCAGACAUUAAGAGCAGACUCAUGGGUACUAAAGAAAUUACCAAGUACGUUGAAAUAUUUGAUUAACUUAAGGCAUCUUUAUAUCGCCAUUGAUUCAGAGAUAGAGUUUCCUGCCGAGAUUGGGAGAUUAACUAGUCUCCAAACACUACCAUAUUUUAAAGUGGGCAAAGAGAAAGGCUACCAAAUUGAAGAGCUUGGAAGUUUGAAGAGUCUUAAAGGAGAAUUAUAUAUUGGAAAUCUUGAAAGGGUGCGUGACAAGGAAGAGGCACUUAAAGCAAACAUAUUUGAGAAUCCAAACUUAUUUCAUUUGAAGUUUUCUUGGAGUGCUGAGAAAGAAAAUGAGAGAAAUGAUGAGAGUGUGUUGGAAGGCCUGCAACCUCAUGCAAAUUUGCGGACGUUGGCAAUUUUUGGAUUCCAAGGCAAAAGACUUGGAUCAUGGUGUGAGAAGAUGGCGGUACGUGAUGGGCCUCGAGGCUCUUGGGUACCACUUCACAACUUGAUUGGGAUAUCACUCUCGAGCUGCUCAGAAAUUGAGGAAAUCCCAAUGGUGGAGCACUUGCCGAAUCUCAAAAGUCUUUGUUUGUUGGGACUGAAAAAGGUGAGGUUCGUAAAUUCUUCAUUAAAUUUAAGGUCCCUCCGUAUAAAACGAUUAGAGAGAUUGGAAUGUCUACCAGAUUGCUUAUUCUAUAACAAUCCCAACCUCUCAUAUUUGGAGAUAAGCGAAUGUCGUUUGUUGAGAGCAUUACCAGAUGGACUGGACACCCUCAAUUCACUUGAUCAAUUGACUAUAGAAGACUGCAAAAAUCUGAAGUCGAUUGGGAAUCCAAUGGGCGGAACAGGACAACAUCGAGGAGUCCUCCAUCGCUUGAGUAUUAUAAGGUGCCGAGAGCUGGUGGAAUUGCCACCUCAAAUGCUAGAUUUGUGGGCGCCCACAAUAGAGUUUCUCCAAUUGGAGGAAUUAAGAAGCCUAAAGAAUCUACCAAUGCUGAUUGACUGUCUCUCUAAAUCAUCUACUCGUCUCAAUGAGUUGAGAAUAGUAGGUGUUCCUAACUUGAUGGCUGCCGGUAGUGUUGAGAGUUCGGGUUUAGGCAGCUUGUCUAAAUUAGUGAUAGAUGUGAGUGUGAACUGGUCAAGGGAGGAUUGUGAUGCCAUUGAACACACAGUUGAUGCCUUAUUGGAAGGAUGUCGCGACUCACUUUCUCGGUUAAAGUUAAGAGGGGUGGAAAACUGUGAGUGGCUGCCCCAAUCAAUUCAGCAUCUCACUGCUCUUGAUAGUUUGAAGUUGGAGAAUGUAGGGGUACAAGAAUUUCCCCUGUGGUUCGGGGACCUCUCGUGUCUAUCGAAGUUGAGCAUACAUGGCUGCAAAAAGGUGAGGAGUCUGCCCUCAGUGAAUGCUCUGAAGAGUCUCACUCAAUUAAAACGGUUGGAAAUUAAAGAUUGCCGGGAACUACAUAUUGAUUCGGAGUGGCACAACCAUCGCCAUCUCAAAAUCAAGGUUGUUGAGAGCAUGUAA